Durusdinium trenchii is the source of this 508-nucleotide messenger RNA. NCBI's taxonomy places the organism in Eukaryota, Dinophyceae, Suessiales, Symbiodiniaceae. The record is from the annotation of a GenBank genome assembly.
AUGCCACUCUUUUUCUGCAACAUCACCAGCAUUUUGCUGGAUUCUAUGCUGUACCAAGUCAGCAGCUGCACACCCAUUGCCACCCGUUGCCACCAAUCGACCGUUCCUCUCACCGCACACGGGCGGCGUUCAUCUCUCAACCUCUUCGGUGUCCUCUUCACCCGUUGCUCUCGCCCGCGGGCCGCCGCCGCUCCCGCCGAGGAGGAGGAGCGCCGGCGGUGGCUGGAGGAUCUCACCACCGAGCUCCGCGUGGCACGGCGCCAGUGCAAUGAGACUUUUGAGCAUCAGGGGCAACUUCAGUUCAUCCUGCUUGAGAUGAACUUCGAACGUUUUGGAAAGUGCUCGUCCAAUAUGUUUUCUUUGCACACUACCCAGAAGUUUGUAGAAAAGGACGCUGCAGAAAAGGCAGACAAUGGUGGACGAGACUUUGGCCGCGAAGCUCUGUUGGCCGAAGGGCUUCAGAGCGACCAUGAUGCCAACCGCUAUGCGGCUGCGCUGGAGGCGCUGG